ACCGUAGUAACUCAAACAAGCAAACGUUUCACGUGCGCCAUUUUGGAAUAAGAAAACUGGUUCAAUCUCAAUCAUUUACGUCGUUUCGUGUACUCGUAUUUCGUAAUAUAAAAGUAGUUUAGAAGGUGUUUUUCGUAUAUCAAGCUUCCUAUCACAUAAGUUUUAAAAAUGCCCAAGCCCGGAAAGUACAAUAAUCCACCCUGGAAGAAGCAGUUCAACAACGAACACGACUCACGUGGCAAUGAGUUUAACAAUCAUCGCAGAGGUACUGGCCUACACACAAAUGGACAUUUUAAACCGGCAAAAAAGAAUUGGAACCCGCACUGGGGUAAUGCACUUCGUGCACACUUGGACGAUGAAGACAUUGAUAUGGGAGUUAGUAACUUUGAACGCCAAAAAAAACCUAUCCGUGGCAAUAAACGACAUGGAACGAGCGGAGGUCGUGGUAGAAGAAAAUUACUUGAAAGCCCCACUAAUUGGUUUCGAGUGACCCUUCCAUACGGCAACAAAUACGACAAGGCGUUUGUGCUACGUUCAUUACUGGAACAUGUCACACCAAUUCCGUUUGCGCCCGUUGCCUGGAGCACAGACGGAAAUUUUGCCACAUUUUACGUAGACGAUUACAAACUAGCGGAUAAAUUAAAUUCACUCGACAGACAAAUCGACUGCCCUGACGGAUUUAAGUUGGCAAUUCGCGUGCACAGCGGCUCGCCGAACGUCGACAUUACCGACUCGCUCAAAGCAAAAUUGAAAGCCGCCAUGGCGAAUCGAUACGACCUUGCGAAUAAGGCGUUAGAUCUGACGAAGUUUCACGCCGAUCCGCAACUCCAAGAUGUUUUCUGCGCGCUGUUCAAACCGAUAAUGUUAUUGACUGUCAUUGACAUUAUGUCCGAAAAUAUACCUGAAUUGGUGGCGUUAAAUUUAAACGAAAAUCGUAUUCAAGUUUUAAAUCAUCUUAAGAAAAUCGAUAAGAAGCUUCCAAACCUCAAAAUAUUACAUCUGGGGAAUAAUAAGAUACGAGAAAUGACAAUGCUCGACCCUUUGUCCGGAUUACCCAUAGUUGAGGUGGUUCUCGAUGGAAAUCCACUCUGCACCAAAUUCAGGGAACGAGAAGCAUACAUUAGCGAAGUCAGAAAGCGAUUUCCUAAGGUCAUCAAACUGGAUGGAAUCGACUUACCGCCGCCGAUCGGUUUCGACAUAGCCGAAGAGGUACGAUUACCCCCGAGCGUUCAGACGUACCUUUGCAAUGCCGAGGCUCAAGGUAUCGUCCGACAGUUCUUGGAGCAGUAUUUCCAAGUAUUCGAUAGCGGCUCGCGGCAGCCGCUAUUGCAAGCGUAUCACGAGGACGCCAAGUUUUCGAUGACCUCGGCGUAUCCGUACGGACAGAAUCCUAAAAACUCGAGCUGGCUCAAUUGGUAUAAUACGGACAGUAGAAAUAUACUGCGCGUGCAGGACCACGACAGGCGGCUAAAGUUGCUGAAGCAAGGCAAUUUGGCUGUGGUUUCUUUCUUGUCUGAAAUGCCCCAAUCGAAACAUGAUAUCCACAGCUUUACAGUGGAUUUAAAUAUAUCAACGCCGCAACUGUUGUUAUUAAACGUCAGCGGAAUGUUCAGAGAGCUGCGUAGUGGCCACAAAACUGCUCCGAUACGACAUUUCUUUAGAUCAUUAGUUAUUGUACCGGCCGGUUCCGGAUUUUGUAUAGCGAAUGAGCAGUUGCACGUCUCCAACGCUACCGAACAACAAGCAAAGCUCGCCUUCAAAACACCUAUUAUUCAAACACCUCAACCGGCACCGGAAUUAAAUGCCGCACCACCCGCUGCCGCCAUUCCACCGGUAGUGCCAAUGGUGGACGACAAUACGAAACAGCAAAUGAUUCAAACUAUGUCUCAACAAUCCGGAAUGAAUUUAGAGUGGUCACAGAAAUGUUUGGAGGAAACAAAUUGGGACUUCAAUCGCGCCGCGUUCAUUUUCACCGAAUUACAGAAACAAGGGACGAUACCGGCCGAAGCUUUUGUUAAAUAACAAGUAGAGUUAAUGUAGUUUUAAAUGAGGUGCACUUAUUAUGUAAGUGCACACUGUUGAAUUGUAGAAUUUUAAUUUCCCUCAUUUGUAUGUAACAGGCACAUUUAACAUUUAGAGACCUUGUUGUCAAUUAGAAUACUUUUAAAACAAUAGUUAAAUAUUUCUGUUACCAUACCUCUCUUAGUAGAUAUCAUUUUUUAACGCCAUUAUAUAGACACCUUUCUAGAUGUAUUUUUUAAAAGCAGCUGUGAUUCUUAAAUAUAGCGAGUACACUGAA
Messenger RNA from Photinus pyralis (common eastern firefly), 2299 nucleotides. RefSeq names its product nuclear RNA export factor 1. Gene Ontology annotation, molecular function: RNA binding; protein binding. The record is from RefSeq and is a predicted model, not a curated record. NCBI's taxonomy places the organism in Eukaryota, Metazoa, Arthropoda, Insecta, Coleoptera, Lampyridae. Gene Ontology annotation, cellular component: cytoplasm; nucleus. Bases 169 to 2022 code for a protein of 617 amino acids. The transcript has 10 exons. Gene Ontology annotation, biological process: poly(A)+ mRNA export from nucleus.